AUGAUGGAAAUAUCCAAUGAAAGUUCUCCAGAAAUCUUUGUACUCCUGGGCUUCUCUGAACGACCCUCUCUAGAACCUAUCCUUUUUAUUAUUGUCUUGGGGAUUUAUGUGGUGUGUAUCUUGGGCAAUGGAAUCAUCAUUCUUGUUUCCUGCAUGGACGUGCACCUCCACACUCCUAUGUACUUCUUUCUUGUCAACCUUUCCUUCCUGGACAUUAGCUUCACCACAAGCAUUGUGCCACAACUCCUGGUUAAUCUCUGGGGACCACAGAAAACCAUCAGCUAUGGAGGGUGUGUGGUCCAGUUCUAUAUCUCCCACUGGUUGGGAGCGACUGAAUGUAUCCUCUUGGCAGUUAUGGCCUACGAUCGCUAUGCUGCCAUCUGCAGGCCACUCCACUAUAAUGUCAUCAUGCAUCCACACCUUUGCCUCAGCCUGGCCUUUGCCUCAUGGCUUGGGGGUCUGACCACCAGCAUGGUAGGUUCCACACUCACUAUGCUGCUGCCUCUGUGUGGAAAUAAUUGCAUUGACCACUUCUUCUGUGAGAUGCCUCUCAUUAUGCAACUGGCUUGUGUGGACACCAGCUUCAAUGAAGUGGAGAUGUAUGUGGCCAGCUUUAUCUUUGUUGUCUUACCUCUGGGCCUCAUUCUGGUCUCAUAUAGCCAUAUUGCCUGGGCUGUGUUGAAGAUCAGGUCAGCAGAUGGGUGGAGAAAGGCAUUCAACACUUGCUCUUCCCAUGUGGCAGUGGUGACUUUUUUUUAUGGAAGCAUAAUUUUCAUGUAUCUCCAGCCAGCCAAGAGUAGCUCUCAUGAGCAAGGCAAGUUCAUUGCCCUCUUCUACACUGUCAUCACCCCAAUGCUGAACCCCCUUAUUUACACACUGAGGAACAAGGAUGUGAAGAAAGCCUUUAGGCACAUUGUAGAGAACCACUGUGGUUUUGGAGGGACAUAA
Molecule: messenger RNA, 948 nt
Organism: Sus scrofa (pig)
Lineage: Eukaryota; Metazoa; Chordata; Mammalia; Artiodactyla; Suidae
Gene: OR2C3
Product: olfactory receptor family 2 subfamily C member 3
Biological process (GO): G protein-coupled receptor signaling pathway
Cellular component (GO): membrane
Molecular function (GO): G protein-coupled receptor activity; olfactory receptor activity
Source: RefSeq, a predicted model, not a curated record